GUUUUUGUCGAGACCCCAUGAGUCAGUGAAAUUUGAGUCUUCGUUAAGCCCCGAGUAAGUGAAACGAGUGUUCACCAAUCAGUGAAACUCAAUUGUUCGUAAAGCAAACGUGAGUCAGUGACAAAUCAGUCUUCAUUAACUCGUCUUGGUCAAACUAUGACUAAGUGAGCCUCGAGUCUUUAUCAGCCCACGAGUCAUUGAAACUCAAGUCUUUGUGGACCUGUGAGUCAAUGAAUCUUGAGUCUUCAUCAACAUGUGAGGUAGUGAAAAUCGAGUCUUAGUCACCCAAUGAGUCAGUUAACCUUGAGUCUUUCUCUUCCUCAGCCUGAGUCAAUGCAACUCAAGUCUUUGUCAAUCCCUGAGUCAAUGAAACUUGAGUCUUCCUCAAUCAGUCAGUCAGUGAAAGUUGAGUCUUCGUCAAUCAGUGAGUCAAUUAAAUUCAGGUUUUUGUCGAGCACUCUUGAGUCGUUGAAAAUCAAGUCUUCGUCAACCUUUGAGUUAGGGGACGUGAGACUUCCUCAACCUGUGAGUUAGUAAUACUGAGUCACAGAAACGAUAUCCAUGUGGUACCUGUGAGCCAGUGAAAUGUGAUUCUUCUUCAACCUGUGACUCAGUAAAACUGGCUGACUUAGAGAGUGAAUCGUUCAUUGUGAGUUGAUUGGAGUUGGUGUACUUAUUACGAGCGAGCAAGUGAACAAGUUAACGAGUGCGAUCAUGAUAUGCACAUCUCGACCACUUUGUGGCUUUUUAAAACAACAUUAAGGUCUUGUUUGGCAAAAGUUAGCAUUGAUGUAUUUCCAUAUUUAAUAUCAGACAACAGCAGCACAGUAAUACGUUGCUUUUGUGAUAUUUAUGAGUUACGUUUACCAAAAUAACUCUUGGAUGUGGAGUUGAAAAAUGAAGUAUGGUAUUGCACUUUGAAGGGAACAUGUUACGGACAACUGACUUUUGAAUUUGCUUAUCCAAAUAUUUAGCUAUAUGCCCACGUAUGAAGGUGUGAAAUGUUAUUUGUUUAUAUCAUCAAAUCAUUUACAUACGCUCCCUGGGCUUAUAGGAUCCACCAUUGUCUUUUCUCACAAGAGACUACAUGGAAAUACGAUCUCGUCAAAGCCAAAGUAGAACCACAGUAAUGUCGGAUAUACUGAUUGGCAGAUUUUCAGGGUGAAUUUUUUUUCCCACGCUGCUCUGACCAACACGCCCGUCACAACAGUACCGCCCCUCAAAACAGCCUGCUCUGAAUAUUGUGGAAUUUGGUCCAAGGAAUGUUAUGGAAAGACACAAAGGAACUGCUUAAAUCUGUGAAAAAAACGCAGUAGGAGUCGCAAAUACUUUGAACGUUGGCCUUCGCCGAGGCUGCCCUUUGUCACUGAUUCUAUUCAGAACUUUCAUAGACAGAAUUUCUAAUAGCAGUUCGGAGGCCUUCUGAUCUGGUUUCUGCUAUUUGCAGAAAAUGUGGUCCUGAUGGCCUCACUGGACUGUGACCUUCAGAAUUUACUGAGACUGGGUUUAGAUGAGGAGACUCGACACCUCCAAAUCAGAGGCCAUGGUUCUCAGUUGGAAAAGUCGGAUUGAGUUCUGCUUCCCAGUUGGGAAUGAGGACUUCAAGUAUCUUAGGGUCUUGUUUUGAGGUAAGGUCGGAGCGUGAGGUCGAUAGGCGGAUCGGUUCAGUACCAGACCAUGGUGAAGAGAGAACUGAGCCGGAAGACGGAGCUCUAAAUUAACCGGUGGAUCAACUGAAUGUUCCCACCCUCGACGACGUAGGCUUUGGGUUGUGACCAAAAGAACGAGAUCACGGAUUGCUGAAAUGAGUUUUGUCUUGCUGGACUCACCGAAAGAGCUAGGAUGAGGCUGAGGCGGCCCGGGCUUCAAGUCCAUCUGCUUCCUCACCAGCUAGUCGCUAUCAGUCUGCAGGGCCAUAAAAUAUUCCAUUUCAAGCUUCAUUAGGUUAUUUUCUGCUCGAGUAAAUGAGAGCUUGGUGAGCGGCGCCGUGAACCCCGCCUCCCAAACGACACCCAUCCUUCCCUCAUGCCAUCCAUGAUCUUGUCCUGGUGGAGCCAUAAGCAUCUGGCGUUCACCAGGAAGACAACCAACCUCUAGACAUAUUUACCAGCUACACUCAGCUUCAUCUGGUUUUUUUUGUUGUCAUAUAUCCAUCUGUCUCAUAGCUUUAUUGCAGAAGUUAGCAUGUAAGCUACUGCCUGGAAGGAACUGACCAUGGAAGGAGUCAGUGUGACCAUUUUUGUUACCGUGCAGAAGAUCUACUACCCACUACUUUGCAUCGUGGGUAUUCCAGCAAAUCUCUUCACCUUCUAUAUCAUCUGCUUCCGCAAAUGCGGCAUGUCCGACACAGCCAUGGUGUACCUGAGCUGUCUGGCCAUAGUGGACACUUUCUACGUGGUGUGGGUCAUCCUCAUUGACCUCACCCUCACCUUUUGGGUGCUGCAGCCCUUCUGGCACUCCCACCCGUGGUGCAGCAUCCUGGGCUUCUUGCAGUACGGUUCCCUGUACAGUUCCUCCUGGAUCGUGGUGGUGUUCACCAUCGAGCGCUACCUGGCCCUCCGCAGCACGGCCAAGCAACACUUCUCCCAGGCUCGGGUCACCAAACUGACCUGCGCGGGCGUGGUUGUUGUGUCGCACUUGGCGUCGGUGCCGCUCUGCUGGAUCAACGUUAUGGAGUCCGUCGACAUCACGGUGGACGGAGAAAAUGUCACCUUGCCUCGAUGUCAGUACCGGGAUGAGACCUACUCCACCGUUAUCGUGUGGGUGACCACGUUCCUGUCAGGUGGGAUCCCCAUCGUGCUGGUCAUCGUCUUCAACUACCUCAUCGGGUGUCACCUUCACCGCGCCAGCAACCUCUUCACCAAAGAGGAGCGUCGUGUCAUCAGGGGGCGGAGCACCAAGGGGAUGGUAAGGAGGACCAUCCUCCUGCUGGGAACCGUCUCUGCGGCCUUUGUGGUGCUCAGCCUGCCUCGCUUUGUCACGUACUGCAUCCUGAGGACCGAGUACAACAAGGUGGACUUCGACCGCAACAACUACCGCAUCCCCAUCAAUAUCGCCGGCGACGUGGCCAACAUGCUGCAGAACCUCAACUCCACCACAAACUUCUUGCUCUACUGCGUGGUCAGCAGGCGCUUCCGACAGGAGCUGGUUCGAACGCUGACUUGUACAGCGUCCGCCCGUGACCCCUCCUCGUACGUCACACAGACUUUGAACGUCUUUUCCGUUUCAGAGUGUAAGGCCACGCCGUCCCAAGACCGGCCCAGAAGAGAAUCCUCAACACUAUAAACGAAUGACCAACCUCAGAACUAUUCAUUGGAACGUAAUGGGGGGGUCCAAAC
Messenger RNA from Doryrhamphus excisus (bluestripe pipefish), 3338 nucleotides. Its product is annotated as putative G-protein coupled receptor 139. Gene Ontology annotation, molecular function: G protein-coupled receptor activity. Gene Ontology annotation, cellular component: plasma membrane. Gene Ontology annotation, biological process: G protein-coupled receptor signaling pathway. Lineage: Eukaryota; Metazoa; Chordata; Actinopteri; Syngnathiformes; Syngnathidae. The record is from RefSeq and is a predicted model, not a curated record.